Messenger RNA from Gordionus sp. m RMFG-2023, 2067 nucleotides. RefSeq names its product solute carrier family 45 member 3-like. The transcript is spliced from 2 exons. NCBI's taxonomy places the organism in Eukaryota, Metazoa, Nematomorpha, Gordioida, Chordodea, Parachordodidae. Gene Ontology annotation, molecular function: sucrose:proton symporter activity. Gene Ontology annotation, cellular component: membrane. The record is from RefSeq and is a predicted model, not a curated record. Bases 121 to 2067 code for a protein of 648 amino acids.
CAAAAUAGAAAAAAUAUUUGUUUAAACUGAUAUGUUGAAAAUAUAUUUAAAAUUCAAAAAUUCAAAAACAAAUUAUAUUUGGAUAUAGGUGUUCUAAAUAUCUGAAAAAUAUUCGUUAUCAUGGUUCAAGUUAUUAAUCGAACGGCUCAGCCUAGCAUGAUAGAUAUUCCGGUGACGUUCUAUUCCUACUUGAAGCUGAUUAUGCUUACUUCUGCCGCUUUUGGGCUAGAGUUUUGUGUUAGCGCGGGUUUCGUUUACAUACCAUCACUACUCAUGAAAACGGGCAUCGAAGGCUUUGAAAUGUCAUUCAUACUUAGUCUUGCCCCUCUUAUAGCCAUACUAACCAUGCCUUACAUAGCCAAAAUGGGUGAUGAAUAUCAAUCAAACAACAGAGGUCGUAAACCGGUUAUUAUAGCACUGAGUGUAGGAGUUUUAACUUCAUUGAUAUGUUUAGGGAGUUAUCGAGAAGUAGGUUCUAUUCUCCCUCCACAUUUUAGCUCCUCGAUAUCCAAAUUUAUCUUGAUUUUGGGAAUUUUUGGGCUUGAUUAUUGUACUCAAGUAUGUUUGAACCCUUUCGAGGCACUUUUAUCGGAUAUUUACAAAAAUACCAAAUGGGCUGAGUUGUCUUAUGCAAUUUAUUCAAGCAUGUUGGCUUUAGGAAGUUGCGUGGGUUACCUUAUAGUUGCCUUCGAAUGGAAUGCUUCUUACCUAGCACGAUAUUUUCCAAACCCCCAAGAAAACUCUAUAUUCUACUUUUUAGCCAUGUUAUUCGUAUUGAGUCUAUUAGCUACUUUGGUAUCAUUGAAAGAUGACGGGCGCAAUAAGAAUUGGAGACAGAAUUUUACUCCAUUUCAGCAAAAUAAAUAUACCGAAAAAGAAACAAUAAUUUUAACCGAUGACGAUGGAUAUGAAAGUAAUAAUUCGGAAUACAAUGAUUCGGAACUUUUAAUACUUGUAUUUGAAGAGAAUUCAUUCGUUAAAAAAUCAAAAUAUCCUUAUAAGGAUGACCCUAAAGUGGAGAUAAGGUUGCCAAAUGCAUAUAUACAAUUAAAAUCAAGCUCUAAUAAAGGCAUAUCAUUUAGAGAUAGAGAGUCACCCAAUCAGACGAUAUAUAAAAUAGUUUCCUAUUUUUAUUGCAGUCGUAUAAUGCAUUGGCCCACUAAAAAGGCAUUAAAAACAUUUCUAAAGUUGAGAGGAGCCGUAAGAUAUCUCAAUAUAUGGCUCAGGUGGCCUCUAGUUCUUAGACGUCUUUUUUUGGCACAUUUGUUUAUGUGGACAGCUUUGAUGAUCCAUAAUCUCUUCUAUGCGGAUUAUAUGGGCCGGUAUAUUUUUGAGGGUGACCCAAAGGUUGGAGAAGGUCUAGAAUUAAGAAAGUUUUACGAUCUAGGAGUGAGGUCAGCUAGUUGGGGUCUUCUAUGGCAUUCGUUAAUGGCCGCUAUUGUUUCUCCAUUACUAGAAAGAUUUAUAAUAAGUCAGGGAUGGAUGAGUAUAAAAAAGCUUUACAUCGUGAGCUUACUAGUUUUCGACUUCGCGAUGCUCUCGAUGAUCUUAUCACCCGUAAAAGGAGUCUUGCUGUGCAAUAUGGUGACCACGUUCACUGGUAUAACUUUAGCUGUCGUCAAUUCCGUACCUUUUAUUUUGCUGUCCAAAUAUCACACCAAUAAAACAAAAUACUACUUCAACCUAUCCAAUGAGAUACAGUCUGACAAACAAAGUCCACUCCUUGCGAUAAAUGGAAAUGAGGUACAUCAUGCAAAUUUACAUCAUGAUUUUAAUAACACCAAAAAAUCUUUUAAAACUUUGAAUCAGUCUUAUUCCGUUAAAAAUGACGUCAAAUAUGAUAAAGUUCGUUCUUUCGGUAUAGGUGCAGACAUAGCCGUAUUGGAUAUCGGUUAUUUUUUAGCGCAAAUUAUAGCGACUACCAUUAUAGGACAGAUAAUUAAAUUGUCAUCCGAUCCACGCUAUUACAUGAUAUCGGCUCUGGUUGUUUCUUCAUUAGGAUGCUACUUCGCAAAAAAUAUAAUCGCUUCCGAAUCAGAUCUAAAUUUAUAUCUCGAUUCGAUUUGA